AUGUCAUCAACCCUCCACCUCCGCACCCUCACCCCCCGAAGCCUCAUCCGCACAACACAAGCACCCUCACUCAACCGCCCAUUCCACCAAACCAUCCCUCGUCUCACUCCCGCCGUCAAGCAAGAAAGCGACAAGCCGCCAUCCGAAGAGACGCAGAAAAAAUCCAAAAAGGGCAGCGUCCCUCAGCCCAAGAUUUCCAACCUCAGCAUGCCCGGCGUUAACAAAUCGGAGGAGCUCACCAAGGAGCAAAAGGAGGAGGUCCGGAAGCACAACGAAGACUUUGAGAAGAAAUUCGACCAUGGUCAAACGGCACCAGACGACAAGGUAGACAAGAAUUUCUGGCAAGGGAACCAGGAGGGUCACGAGGGUGAGGGUCGCAAGCCUUGA
Molecule: messenger RNA, 387 nt
Organism: Trichoderma reesei QM6a
Lineage: Eukaryota; Fungi; Ascomycota; Sordariomycetes; Hypocreales; Hypocreaceae
Exons: 2
Coding region: 1-387 (128 amino acids)
Source: RefSeq, a predicted model, not a curated record